Messenger RNA from Ostrinia furnacalis (Asian corn borer), 4871 nucleotides. Its product is annotated as SUZ domain-containing protein 1. The transcript has 3 exons. NCBI's taxonomy places the organism in Eukaryota, Metazoa, Arthropoda, Insecta, Lepidoptera, Crambidae. Bases 31 to 624 code for a protein of 197 amino acids. The record is from RefSeq and is a predicted model, not a curated record.
AUUAAUACGUGAGUAAAAAAAUAUAUCAAAAUGGCGGCCCAAGAUGAAGUUGACGUAUGUGAAAGUUGGGAGGAUAUGGACGAAAUUGGUUUGGAUCAGAAGAUCAAGCUGAUGUCCCCGGAGUGCGUGCCUGAGAAAAAUCUUAAGGGUUGCAAGGUUACAGUUGAGGAUAACGCGUGUAUAGGACCCCAGUGCGUAAUGCCGGAGCCAGCCAUUCGUAUAUUGAAGCGACCCUCGUCCUCUGGCAGCGGUCAAAUGAAUGGCGAGAGUCGAGCGCGCCCUGUCAAAACUCUCGAACAAAGACAGAAAGAGUACCAGGAGGCUCGGCUCAGGAUACUGGGCGAAGCUCGAAGCCCCGAGGACGUUAUUGACGACAACCUAAGUCGGUUGCAAGACAAGCUUCAGGCAAAUAAUCUCAAUGACAAUCAAAAUAGCAGUAAUACUAGUGGUAAAAGUAAAAACUGUCAAAAUGACAAUCCCAAAGGUAAGGAACGUAAGGUCCUAGCACGGUUACCACCAGGCGCCACCCCAGCUGGGGUCUUCCCAUCCCCACCUCCGCGAGGAGUACUUGUCAUACGUACACCGAGAGGCCCAGACGGCACAAAAGGCUUUGUGCGAAGGUAGCAUUACCAAAAUAUGUUUUACCAUACUAAUAUUACUCACAAUUUCAAUAAGUUCCAUCCAAACAACUUUCCUAUGCUGGAAAUGUUUGAAAUUAAAUUAAAUUAUUGUUGUUCAUGACUAUAAUGUAUGAAUUAUGUACCAAAUAUGUCAUAUAAUUUGUCAUUUGUAAUAAUAUAAAAGGCCUACUUUGAAAACAAGAACUUAGUGCAAAAAAAUUGAAAUUAGACAAUUUUAAUUCAAUUCUUAAAAAAUGAGGGUUAGGUUAAUUAUUUGCCUCAUGAACCAACAGUGCAUGGCAAUUAUGAGAUAAACAGUAAUUAGAAAUUUACUUAUCUUAAUGAAUUUUCAUCAAUAUGAUACUGUUUACCAGACAAGCACUGUUUUACCCCUAAAACACCACACACGGGGGUAAUUAACUCUUUAAUAAUACUAUAUUACUAAAUGACAAGUUACAUGGUAAAAACAUGGAAAUUAGGAGUGCUCAUUUCAGGGAACAACCCCAUCUAUUGUGAUACCGUUUGAUUACUACAUCAUUAUAGAAGAUAUUAAUCAAUGAGUCUUAUGAACUGAACACUCAACAAAAUUGUAUGUACAUCAACUAAGUAUUAUUAUGCAUAAUUUUAUUUAUUUAUGCAGCUGACAUAAUUUUCUUAGUAAUUACCUUUGAAGGUUGAAAUGACAAAUGUGUUGUUGAAACAUUGAAAAAAUUACUAUGAUUAAUAUAAAAUUCAUACUUAUGAAUGAAUGUGUGCAUACAAUUAUCAAUUUCAAAUUUUAAACAAAAGGUUUUUAUAUCCAGUUUUUCUAUAUUGUAUAGUAUAUUUUUUAGGGUAAGAUACUUGCUAUUUGUAUAUUUUUAGCUAUAUUAUUUUAUUAAGUUUUUGAUGCUGUAACUGCGUCUGUGUGAACGAAGCUCAAGUUGAUACCGCGGACAGCAUGAAACGUGAGUUCUACACAAAUGUGGUAUCGGUAUCUUGAGUGACUGAGAUGUAUGUAUGGUGAUACCGGACAGUUAUUUUGACGACAAUUAUAAAUGUUGUCCUAUGGUUUUAGGCCAUAUUUCCUAGUCCUAGUUUAUUUUACACUUAAGGCCUGCAACAGUAAGUUAAUAAAAAAAAUAGUUACAUGUUAAUCUUUGCUGUGGAUCAUCCACUUUUAAUUUUAUUCUGUUGUUUUUUUCAAUGAAGUCCUAAUUUCACUGUGAUCAGUUUUCGAUCAAUUGUGAUCACUGCUAUGUACAAUUUAGUGUCUGUAUAUCAAUUAAUACUAAAGAUUGCAUUUUAAAUCCAAUUAAUUAAUAGUGAUUUGAUUUACUGUUGUAGCACCCAAAUUUUGGGUGCCAAAGCCUAAACAUAUCAAAUAAACAUACUUUGUGUCAAAAUAACAGUUGGGCUGUGUAAACCAAUAAGUAAUUAAGUAAGUAAGUUUACAUAUUGUAACUCUGAGGAUUGUGAUAUAGAAUAAUCAUCUUAUUACAAGCCUUAUCCGAUCUAAAAUGUUAUAAUAGUAAAAAUAGUGUUAUAAUAGUGAUUGAGAAUUCUUUGGAUACCUGUUAUCAGAAGCUAGUGGUUCUGAGGUGACUAUAUUGUAUGUUUAAUAGAUUUUAUAUGAAAAUCUUGACCUUUUUAUAGGGAAAAUAAUUUGUUAUCUUGAAACUUAUGUCACAAAUAUGUAAUAACCAUUUGCCUGUUGCUUAGGGCAUGAGAAUAUAUGCAUAGAAGGUAAACUCAUUAGUUGUUGUUUGCUUAAUAAUUUAUACCUACAUCUACACUAGAAUUUUUUUUGUCUUUGGAUUAAUGGUAGCAGACUAACGACACAAUCAUGAUUGGGUACGCGUAUGAAUGCCCUUAAGACUAUACGAGCCCUAACUGGCCGUUAACCAUGGUUUAAAGCGAAGGGCUCGGUAAUUUAUCGUUCGGUUCGGAGCGCGUUUUCCUUCUAUACUUCUUAGUUAUCCACACUAGAAGAGUUAAAUUCUUAAAAACUAAUAAUUUCCAAGAUUGACUUGCAAUCACGAUGUACCGAGAAACAGGGCUUUAAUUCAUAAUAAGUGGUUAUGAGGCAUCGAAUUAAAAGGGAAUAAGUACAUUUUGCGAUAAUUCAAGCUUACAAAAUGUUACAGGUCAUCUGACCACGCGUUAAAAGUUAAAAAGUACAUUCUAGUUUUUUAGAUAAAUGAGAUAGAUUUGUAAUAGUUUAAAGUUAAAGGCAGGGCUUAAAUUAAUUGGGAGACAAAUAAAUUAAACAAGUAAAAUAUAAAAUUGGACAUAGGCGCUACUGGUAUUAGGUAUCUAUAAUGGGAUUUGAUUUGUGACGAGAAAAUAUAUAUUUUUGCAUUAUGACAGAAUGACCCCACGGUUUGAUAGUAAGUCUAAAUAUAAGGUAUUUAUUUGGUAACAAACAGAGAACACAAGCUAAGAUGGUCAUUGAUAGAUAGGUAACUAAAUUAGGAAAUGUUUUUUACUAUACUGUGUUGUAAAUAAAUCGGUUCAUACUUUAUGAACAAAUUUUAGUGCCAAUUAACGUAUUUAUUGCUUUUGCUAGUUGCCUUUAUGUUUGCCUUUUCUUCAAAUUGUGAAUGGGGGAGCAAAAAAUUGUAACAAGGGAGACCAAAUGCCUAUUGUGGUGUUGUAACUAUAUGGGUAGGCAAUAUUACUGUUUGUUACUUUAAAGAUGUGACCAAGGAAUGUAAAAUUCAAAAUGUGUUGUCAGUGCCUUUUUCUGUCAUGCGGAUCUGGGCACGCGUGCGGAUUUAAUAUACAUGCGGGUUGCCCGCAUUUCAUUAUUUCAUACAUGCUAUUAUGCGGUCUGGAUUGGCUGCGGGCACUCAAUACGAAAUCUUUGUCCUGCGUGCAACCUGCAGCGUGACUUUACACGCACAAGGACCAGAUCCGCAUGCGUGCCGAAAUCCGCAUCACAGGAAAAAGCACUUAUGCCCGUUUUCACCAUUAAUCCAUGGACAACAUGACAGGAAUUUAGUUUUCAUAGGGGUCACUUAAGAAUUAGGGAUUGAUGGUGAAAACGGGCACUAGCCCCAUAUAUUACGAUGUUGGCACAACAAAUUGCGUGUUGCGCAAUUAUUACCUUUGUGUAUUUAAUGUAAAGUUCAAUUUUGUUUGACCUAUAAACACCAAUAAUAUGUACCAAAACGCAAAGUACCCGCAAUUUGAGACAUUGAUCCCAAAACUAACAAGAUUAAUUAUAAUGAUCAAAUUCUGUGUUUUAAAGCGGAUAUUGAUGAAAUAUUCACAUUAUUGGUUUUAAUGUGGGACAUGUUUAGUUAUUACGCUCAAGUUUGGUUUCAUAAGAUUUAGAUAUUCAAGUAAAUGUUUACCAUCAGACUUUGCCUUCUUUACCGUUAGAAGUAGGUUUGUUUUUCUUAAUUAUUUAUUUUCAUUGAAAAUGCUUCUUACGGUUUUAUGUUUUGCCUACCUUAUAAUAGUUGUAAUGCACUAGCAAGUCGGAUUUUUAAUUCCAGAUAAAAAAAUAUCCACCUUAGUAACUAAUAUUUCAGUUCCUAUUUUAAGUUUUUGUUAACGAUUUUUGUCACCGAAAAUCAAGAGUGCAUUUAUUUGUCACGUACAUAAUAGGUAUAGACGCUAAGUAGGUUCUCUACAUAGUUACUAACUUAGGUGUCUUCUUCUAACACUAACUUUGUGAAUACAGAAAAACUAAGAUGAGUUCUAGCUUAAAACUCAUCGCCACUAUUACGUGUAUAACUCAAUUCGAAGUUAGAAAUAAUCAUGUAAUUGGAAUUAAAAAUCCAACUGAAAGUGCUAUCACUUUUAAGAUUUGUUAUUAUUAGGUACUAGUGUUACUGUGUGUGCUUUGGUUUAGUUCUGUAUAAUCAUGUUUUCUUAUGGAACCACUCUUCUGUCUACAUCGCAUCUGUCAGUAGGUACACAGUUGAUAAGACUGCAGUACCAGUACUGAGACUCAAGUAGGUACCAGGAAUUUUUGGCAAAUCUUAUGGCGCAGUCAUACUAUGCACGAACUGAACAUAAGCGCGAACACAUUGUACACUAUCUGAUUCGAUUAGUUUUGGGUAUAGUUUAACUGCGCCACAAAAAUGUAAUCCUUAUUAAAACACUUACUAACACAUGAUAUGCCCCACGCAACUUUACUGUAUUUAGAGAGAGUCAGGCUCAGUUUAUCGUAUUUUUGUAACAAUAAAAAACGUAAUUGCAUAUAAAUGACACAUUUAUUUGGAUAAGAUAUGCGAAGUAGUUUCAAUGAAAAAUACUUAC